Condylura cristata (star-nosed mole) is the source of this 1425-nucleotide messenger RNA. RefSeq names its product autophagy related 12 (gene ATG12). The coding region runs from base 144 to 566 and encodes 140 amino acids. The transcript has 4 exons. Gene Ontology annotation, biological process: nucleophagy; C-terminal protein lipidation; autophagosome assembly. The record is from RefSeq and is a predicted model, not a curated record. Gene Ontology annotation, cellular component: phagophore assembly site membrane; Atg12-Atg5-Atg16 complex; cytoplasm. NCBI's taxonomy places the organism in Eukaryota, Metazoa, Chordata, Mammalia, Eulipotyphla, Talpidae.
GGACCAGCCGUCCAUUCCUACGUGCACUGUUCAGUCGGAUCACCGCCCUUCUGCAGCGCCUCCAUAGCGACGCUCCCCGACGCAAAGCCCGCCCCCUGCACGCGCUGACACACCAUUUCCGCGCUCGCUUCCCACGGAGCAAGAUGGCAGAGGAGCCGGAAUCAGUGCUGCAGCUCUCUCCUGCAACGGCUGCUGAAGGCGAAGGACCUACCGAGGUCUCUCCAGAAACAGCCACUCCGGAGCCCCCUUCUUCUGCUGCAGUCUCCCCGGGAACAGAGGAACCGGCCGGCGACACCAAGAAAAAAAUUGACAUCCUGCUGAAGGCUGUGGGAGACACCCCUAUCAUGAAAACCAAAAAGUGGGCUGUAGAGCGAACCCGAACUAUCCAAGGACUCAUUGACUUCAUCAAAAAAUUCCUUAAACUUGUGGCCUCGGAACAAUUGUUUAUUUAUGUAAAUCAGUCCUUUGCUCCCUCUCCAGAUCAGGAAGUGGGAACCCUCUAUGAGUGCUUUGGCAGUGAUGGUAAGCUCGUCCUCCAUUACUGCAAAUCACAGGCAUGGGGCUGAACUACAAAGAAAAAGAUCUUGCUAACUUAAAAUGAAUCUUCACAAAAGAAAACAGCUCUGAAAGUUUUGUUACUUCUGACAAGUCUUAUGGAUAUGAUCUACUCAGCAUGUAUCUCCUAUGACCCCUAUUUAUUCAUAAGAAAAAAGUGCAUAGAGUGGAUGAACUCACAAAAUGUGAUUCUGUAUUAAUACACAAAUCAUCAUAAAAUACUGGCCUUCCUGUAUGCCCAUUCUUACAGCUAUUGCUUUAGGUGAGUCACCGAAGUAUUGAAAAGACAGGACGGUUAUAAAGCUUCCAGCAGAGAGCAGCCCAGCUGGCAGACAGCAUUAAGCUAUUUGGUAUUAAUGUUUUGCCAGAUGAUAAUGAAGGGGAAAAGCUGCCAUGCUAAUUUCUAGCAAAUAUCUAUCCAAAAGAGCAGGCUUGUUGACACAUUAGAAGCUGCUUUAGAAAAUAUGCAUGGUUUCGAUUUAUUUUAUUGGAAAUCAAGGAAUUUUACAAAUUCUGGACAAGUGUCUUACAGCUCUUUUUAAAAAGAGCUGUAAAUCAUUUACCGAUUCUUGAGAACCGGUGGUUAUAACUGUGGUAUUGUCUGUUGUUUUUUACAGUGUCAAAAGUACUUGAUUAAUAAGCCUGAUAGUAUCUUUGAGUUUUUUUAUAUUGCACUUUCCAAGUUGAAAACAUGAACAUAAUAAUUGAAAGAUAGCUUUAGAUUUUAUUUUAUGCAUAUUUCAUGCCAGGACUAAAAGAGUGCCUUUUUUUUCUUUGGGGAUGAUAAAUUUGUGUGAUUUUCUUUCAUUUCAGUAAAUGUAAUGCUCUAGUGUUAUCAAUAAAAGUACUAUUUUUUUUGGUUCUUUAUUA